CGCCAAACUCACUCCAGAUAUGAAAUCCUCAUAUCAUAUUGUACAAAGUUCAAAUUCCCCCUGAGUUUACCCCAUUUACACCAUUCCUGCCUACAUAAUCAUGAGCUGCGCUACAAUAGAAGGCGCACUCCUAAGGUCCCAUGCUAAAACAAGAGGUCGCGCAUACCGUUAUCAUGGCCCAAACUAAACUCAUGUCCCUGAAUGUACGGGGACUAAACUCCCCCAUGAAGCGAAUGAUGCUAGCACAAGAAAUAGACAUGCAGGGAGCUGACUUAGUCUUCCUGCAGGAAACCCAUUACAUGGGAGAGUUUAAACCGAAACUUAGAUCAAAACUUAUUCAAGCUUCCUACUAUAGCAAAAAUGUUAGACAGAAAUCUAGGGGUGUGGCGAUUUUGAUUGCAUCCACCGCAGCCUUUACCGAGAUCAGUGUCAAAACUGACCCAAGGGGUAGGUUUGUGAAGGGGAUAUACAAUGGAGUUCUUACAACACUGGCGAGUGUUUAUGCUCCAAACUCAGACCAAGUACCCUAUAUAUGCUCUUGCCUAGCCAAGUUAGAAGGUUUUGCUGAGGGAGCUGUAAUUGAAGCGGGAGACUGGAACAUGGUGUUAGACCACUCAAUUGACAGUUCAUCUAAGACUACAGACCCCCGACACCGCCAACGGACACUGUUCUCUAACGUGCUCCGCACCCAUCAAUUAAUGGACUGCUGGCGCAUAUUACACCCUCAAGAGAGGGACUACUCUUAUUACUCCCAGGUAGCGAACAGCUACUCCAGAAUUUACAUAUUUUUCCUCAGCCAUAGACAUAAUCCCCUACUGAGCGAAACAUCCAUAGGCAACAUCACGUGGUCGGACCAUGCCCCAGUUUUCUUAUCUGUCGCCCUUCAGAGAGAUCCCAAAUGUACCACACACUGGCAACUGAACGAGACCCUGCUAGAUGACCCGACAGUAAUAGACGACCUGAGACAGACAAUAGGCAACUACUUCACAGAUAACGAUACAGCAGAGGUAUCCGACCAAUGGGUCUGGGAAGCACACAAGGGGGCUACGAGAGGCACCCUAAUUAAAUGGGGAUCUAGAAUCAAGAAAGAACGCACACACAAACUUAACUCCCUUACAACGGCAAUACACCACGCUGAAUCCCUGCACAAACAGGAUCCUACAACCGAGAACUUCCAGAAAUUUACGGCCCUCCGAAUAAAAAAUGCGAUCAUUAUUAGCCCUUAAAGCACACAGAUCGGUCCAGCUGACCAGGGGCUCCUUUUAUACCCAGGGUAAUAAAAGCGGGAGACUAUUGGCCCGAGCCCUAAAAACUAAACACCAGAGGUCCUCUAUCGAUAAAACAGGGAAACAAUGCAAUACCACAGACGACAUAGCCACAGCAUUUAGUACCUUUUACAAAGACCUCUACAAUCUAGACCCACCAAGUAAACGACCUAACAACCUGAGGGAAUAUAUCACCUCAAACCUUCCACAUACUAUCCCCAACGACACAGCACUCACACUCGACGAGCCAUUCUCCCCAGCGGAACUAUCACUAGCUAUUAAGACUCUACCAAAAAGGCAAGAGCCCAGGCCCAGACGGAAUGACUGCGAGAUACUACCACACACUUGCACAGGAGCUAAUCCCUCACUUUCUUAAGUCACUAAACGGCCUGACCCGGGACAAUCCACUACCACCCCCGAUGUUACGUGCAUCGAUCACUAUUAUUCUAAAUCCGGGCAAAGACCCCACAAAGUGUGGGAGCUACAGACCCAUCUCAUUGAUAAACCUGGAUCUAAAACUAAUGGCGAAAAUCGCUAACCGGCUUAAACCCUUAUUACCGGGACUAAUCCACCCUGAUCAGGCCGGCUUUGUGCCUGGACGCGAAGCCAGGGACAAUACCACAAAAAUCCUAAACGUCAUACAUGGGGCAACUGUAACGGGCACACCAACACUGCUCAUGGCAAUAGACGCUGAAAAGGCAUUAAACAGGGUGGAUUGGUCCUAUCUCUUCAUGGUCCUGGGGACUGGCCCGAGACUAAGGAAUUGGAUACAAACCUUAUACAGGGGACCAUCCGCCAAUGUCAGGGUCAACGGCCACUUAUCCACACCCUUUCAGAUAAAUAAUGGUACACGCCAAGGAUGCCCCCUCUCCCCCCUCCUAUUUGUCCUAGCUACGGAACCCUUCCUUAUGGUCAUCAGGAAUAACAACAACAUACGGGGGCACCGGUACCCUGUGGGGGGGGGGGGCAAAGGUAUCCGCAUUUGCAUAUGACGUCCUCUUGAUGAUCACUGAUCCGAUCAAAACCCUCCCACAGAUACAAACGGAGAUUGGAAUCUUUGGGACCUUAUCUAAUUUUAAGAUAAAUGCUGACAAAUGCGAAAUCCUGGGGAUUUCUGUACCCCCUUCCCUACAAACACGGAUACAACGUACGCACACCUUCCCUUGGACUCAAGCCGGACUAACCUACCUGGGAAUCAGACUAACAACAUCGCACAAGAGCCUAUACAAACUCAACUAUCCUCCCCUUAUAAGCAGCAUUAAACAGGACCUCCACAAGUGGGAUCCUCCCCACUUCUCCC
Molecule: messenger RNA, 2565 nt
Organism: Pelobates cultripes (western spadefoot toad)
Lineage: Eukaryota; Metazoa; Chordata; Amphibia; Anura; Pelobatidae
Source: the annotation of a GenBank genome assembly